Pungitius pungitius (ninespine stickleback) is the source of this 5201-nucleotide messenger RNA. It is a transcript of the gene dpysl5a, whose product is annotated as dihydropyrimidinase like 5a. The transcript is spliced from 13 exons. The coding region runs from base 1919 to 3628 and encodes 569 amino acids. The record is from RefSeq and is a predicted model, not a curated record. Gene Ontology annotation, cellular component: cytoplasm. Gene Ontology annotation, molecular function: hydrolase activity, acting on carbon-nitrogen (but not peptide) bonds. NCBI's taxonomy places the organism in Eukaryota, Metazoa, Chordata, Actinopteri, Perciformes, Gasterosteidae.
UGCCUCGGGGGAGGAGGAGGGGGAGGAAUCCGCUUCCCCGGAGCUCGGGAGACUUUGUUUCACAUGCCUCCCGGCUGCACGUCUGCGUGUCCGUAGUGGCACCAGCGCGUCUCUCUCCCCCCGGGCAGCAUGGCCGCGCGGGUACGGUGCUCCUUGUCUUCGCGGUGGAGCAGGGACAGAAGGGACAGGAGGGACAGGAGGGACAGGAGGGACGCAGGUGUGGGGGAGGCGGCUCCUUCUAGGUCGCUUAAUGCACGCCGAGUGGCACCGUCGCGCCGGAUGGAGACCGGUUUCUUUGUGUCAAGUCGCACAAGUAGCAGUGUCAUCGUUCCACUGCGACCUCACUUUAAUCAGUGAAUUGAGAUCACAUGCCUGCAGGCUUAUGCUGUUUGCCGCUAAAUGACCUGCGCCGGCGAUGGAUUUGUAACGGGGAUUUAAUGUAAAAGUCCAAUAAAUAUAGAGACAUUUGAGCCAUACAACCAAUGGGCCUAUAGUUAUAUCACUGUAAUGAAAAGUGAAAACACACGUAGUUCAUAUUAUAGUCGCAUAUGUUGUGAAUACUCAUCGUUCGUUUUAUAUUUGUGCCAGUCUUAAAAGAGCCUUAGCUCACGUGUUUAUCGUUAACGAACCGGCGCUAACUUCCAUGGAGCUAACAGGGCCCGUAAAAUAACAGUAAUAACUUUAUUAUUAGGGGGCUGCUCCCUUGUUCAGACGGGCGUGUUCAGGGGAUUUCGCACAUGUGUGUUUUUUCGCCUUGUAACUGUUGGCAUGAAUGCACACCCAAACGCAUCCUCCAGGUUAUCGACCAUCAGAUCUGGGUGUUUAAAGGAGUCCAUGCAGUGAAGUUGCCGCGCCCUCGUACGCACGCGUCUUGCACGCACGCAAGCACGCAGCAUUGGUACACACACACACACACACACACACACACACACACACACACACACACACACAAUACAUCACAUCAUUACUACCGUGGUGUAAGGGAGGGGGCACAUCCUGGAGAUGGAUUCUUUGUUAUUGUUUAAUAGAUAAUCACUGAUGGCAAAUAAUCGUAAUCAGUUCAAUUUCCGUUUUCAUUCUGUAUCACCUUUUCUGUAAUUCUUUGGAUGUGAGCAACCUUUGGGGUUGUGACUAAAAGCCCGAACUGAUUGAGUCUAGACACAGACACAAUUCUUCAUCAAUAUUGAUUCAUGCGUUCAAUCCUUCAAAUGUACCAAGAGGACGUAUUAGUGCUGUUUUAACUCUGCCGGGAAUACAAUUCUGAAUACUGAAUCAAUUAAUCCUGUUUUUCUGUAACGGAUUCCAAUUUGAAUCUACUGAAAUCAGAAAUACAUCAAAGAGUAUAACAUAUGAGGAGUUUAAUUGAAACUGGUUUUAUCAUUUCAUAUAUAGGAGUAUAAUAGGUAAACAAGGCAAAAGAGUUAAAAGUGUAGUAGGUUGCAUCACUGAAGCGUAAAAAGAAAAAAAUGAAUAAAUUGUGCAGUAUAAAAUGUGCAGCCCGUAAUCAUCUGGCGACCCCUUGAAUUCCUCUCAGGACCCUCUUUGGGGUUGUGAUCGCCAGGUUGGAAAGCACUGAGGUCUUGUAGAGCUAUUUUCCAUGAAUAAAAGUAACACACUUCAACUUUCUUGGUUCAUAGUUUUCAUCCCCUGUGAUUCUUUCGCUAUAGCUCUGUAUUGAGUGAGCGACAUUAUAAGUGGCUUUAAGCCGCUUUAGUCCUUUCCAUACAAUGGCCUUAUUGACCCAUGUCCGCCUCAGCCUGUAUCUGUCCACCACGACGUCAGCGUGCACGGAGACGUCAGGCCUCAGGCCGCGACUGACACGGUCUUGUGGGUGAUGUCAGUCACAGCCUGACAGACUGGCCACAGGGCAGCAUCACUCAUAUUCUAUCUCUGCCAGACUAACUACACUUCAGUCACGAUGAGAGCUAUAGUCAUGUCUUCCAACUCAGCAACGGUCCGGAUCCUGAUAAAAGGCGGCAAGGUGGUGAACGACGACUGCACCCAGGAGGCCGAUGUCUACAUCGAGAACGGCAUCAUCCAGCAGGUGGGAAAGGAGCUGAUGAUCCCAGGUGGAGCCAAAGUGAUAGACGCCUCGGGAAAACUGGUCCUCCCGGGGGGCAUCGACACCAGCGUCCACCUGGAGGAGAGCUUCAUGAACGCCACCACGGCAGACGACUUCUACAGCGGCACCAAGGCUGCGCUAGCUGGAGGUACAACAAUGGUGAUGGGACACAUUCUGCCAGAGAAGGAUGAGUCUCUGCUGGACGCCUACGAGAAGUGCCGGCGCUCGGCGGACCCCAAAGCAUGCUGCGACUACGCUCUGCACGUGGGCGUUACCUGGUGGGGACCCAAGGUGCGAGCUGAGAUGGAGAAGCUGGUGAGGGAGAACGGAGUGAAUUCCUUCCAGAUGUUCAUGGCCUAUAAGGACAUGUUCAUGCUGAGGGACAGCGAGCUCUUCCAGGCGCUGCAGCACUGUAAGGACAUCGGAGCUAUAGCAAGAGUCCAUGCUGAAAAUGGAGAACUGGUGGCAGAGGGUGCAAAAGAAGCUUUGGACCUGGGCAUCAUUGGACCAGAGGGGAUUGAAAUCAGCAGGCCCGAAGAGUUGGAAGCAGAGGCCACCCACAGGGCCAUUACCAUCGCCAACAGGGCCCACUGCCCAAUCUACCUGGUCAAUGUCUCCAGUAUGUCUGCAGGAGAUGUCGUAGCUACAGCCAAGAUGCAGGGUAAAGUGGUGCAAGGUGAAACAACCACAGCCCACGCCGUGCUGAACGGUAUGCAGUACUACCAUCAGGACUGGGCCCAUGCUGCUGCCCACGUCACUGUGCCCCCUCUGCGGCUGGACCCCAUGACUCCCAAUUUCCUAAUGAGCCUGCUGGGGAAUGACACUCUGAACGUUGUGGGGUCCGACCACCGUCCGUUCACCAUCAAGCAGAGGGCCAUGGGCAAGGAUGACUUCACCAAGAUCCCCCACGGGCUUCCAGGCAUUCAGGAUCGCAUGAGCGUCAUCUGGGAGAAAGGAGUGGUUGGAGGGAAGAUGGAUGAGAAUCGCUUUGUUGCAGUCACAAGCUCAAAUGCAGCAAAGAUCUACAACCUCUACCCCAGGAAAGGGAGGAUCAUCCCAGGAGCAGAUGCCGAUGUGGUGGUCUGGGACCCCGAGGGAUCCAAGACCAUUUCUGUGGACAACCAAUUCCAGGGAGGAGACUACAACCUGUACGAAGGUCUCCGUUGUCAUGGCGUUCCCCUGGUCACCAUCAGCCGUGGCCGUCUGGUCUAUGAGAAUGGCAUGUUCACGUGUGCUGAGGGCUCUGGAAAGUUUUGCCCUCUGAGGACCUUCCCAGAUUACCUUUACAAGAAGAUGGUUCAGAGGGAAAAGUGCCAGGCUGUGAAGGCUGUCGAACGGGAACCCUACACAGGGGAAGUUGUAGCGGUGCUCAACUCAGGGAAGAGGGAUCUGGGGGUUUCAGAUCUGGACACUCCGACGCGCCCCUGCACCCGGCACGGGGGAUUGAGGGACCUCCAAGAGUCCAGCUUCAGCCUGUCUGGUGCCCAGAUCGACGACAACCUUCCUAAGAGAUCCUCAGCAAGGAUCCUCGCUCCCCCUGGAGGGAGAUCCAGCGGGAUUUGGUAACCAAUCAGAGGGCCCUCACGUGAAGCGGAAGAAUGACACCCGAGGGAUACAGAUGGCCGAGCAAGAUGACUUGUCUUUCUCUCUGGAAGCUUAGAAUAUGUGUAGGGUUGAUUGAGUCAUUUUUUAUUUUGACCUCAGCACAGUUACAUAGGAUUGUAAAACGGUAAACUCUAUAACAUUUGCUGUAAUAUUGUGGGUGUAUUUAUUAAGGAAAACUAUUGCUAUGUGGUUAUUGCUACCAAAUUUCGGUCAAACGUUAACCAAAUUUAAGCAGCAAAUGAAAGAUGGGUUGCCAAUGAAUAACUUUGGCUGUUGGAUCACGUUAGGGGAAACGUCUUACUGGUACUUUUAGGAUUUUGAAGGUGAGUCGUGGUUUUUAUGAUGCGAUUGUGUUACCUCACUGUAAAAAAAUCAAUUUUGCACUUAUAUCAUGUACUAUUUAGAUGCCUUUUUUUCAUGAUUUAAUGUCACAAAUAUCACAAAUGUCUUUUUGACACAAGCCAUGGAAAAUGAAAUGUGAUACGUUAUUAGCAGGGUGUGGGCAAGCCAAUAAUAUGUUAAAAAAACAUAGUUGACCAACUGAUGACAAAUAUCAUAAUGCAAACUAACCUUUUAUAUGUGUUUAUUUAUUUAUUUAUAUUGCAUUUCUUGUGCUGUUUUCCCUCGACGCUACUGUGUUAGAAACAUGUCCUGAGUAAGAAUGAGGUCUUUGUUCAGUAGUUUCAGAUCAUGUUUACAGCCUUACAGCAGAAUAGACUUCUGUUCCACCCCCACCCAAUGUGAAUGAGCCUGCGCUGUGUGUACUGUGCAUGGUAGCAUAUUUAGACCUAGUGUAAGAAGCACUAAUGUUGCUCAUGUUACGCAGCAUUUUUUGUGAUCAUAUCCAUUUUCCACAGAGAGCAAAAAGUCUCACCCUAACUGCCUUUUUCUCACCCGAGAACACCGACACACACACGGACACGUCGACCCACACUGCCGGCACAGAUCAUGACGUGUUGAACAAUGUUGUUUAUUUGAGGCCCCUUUUAACUGGUGUCAAACGGCAGAGUUCAAAAGUUACGCUGACUCAAACACACGUGAUUGGAGGAGGUGAAAUGAUCCUCUGCAGCAUUCACACAGCUGAUGUUUAAUGCCAUUUCUUGAGGGGGGUCAAAUUCCUUCACACUGUACGCCACUGAAUCUGUACUCUGUACUCUGCAUCAUAACAGGAAGGCAUGCUUGCUACAGAAGAGCAUGCGUACAAUUUUGUUUUAGUUACAUCAUUCUUGUGAAUAAUUGUCUAAGUCAUUAAUUUUGUUUUGUUAUUGUCAAAACAGAUGCACAAAGGAUUUCUUUUAAACGUUUGGACUUAUGGAGUUCAAAAGAUUAUCCCGUGACAGUAAAAGUCCUACAUCCUUGUUUGUUUGUUGGGUAAGAUUUCACUUCUACAAGCUGCAGUGAAUGUCCUCCUCCUCCCAAAUGUACACUGGUGCUGAACAAUGUGUCGUCACAUUGACUUCCUUUAUCUCUUAUUUCUUCUUGCAGCUCUUUAUCACAUGAUUUGAGUGCAAAUAAACCACAAUGAAAUCUCCAA